Ruditapes philippinarum (Manila clam) is the source of this 782-nucleotide messenger RNA. RefSeq lists its product as uncharacterized. The transcript is spliced from 3 exons. The annotation marks the transcript as partial. NCBI's taxonomy places the organism in Eukaryota, Metazoa, Mollusca, Bivalvia, Venerida, Veneridae. The record is from RefSeq and is a predicted model, not a curated record.
UCGGAUUUUUAUUUCUAUCUCCACAGGAACUAUGGACGUUGUCAUCUUCACAUUCAUUCUGGACAGUUUUCCUCGAUACAAUAAUGCAAUGAAACGCAUAUCGGACAUUUUAGAUAGGGCAAAAACACUUUUAUAUACAGUUGGAAAAUCGCAUCUUUCUAACACUAGCAUUAAAAGAAUUCAUCACGACAUUUUGAAGAUAUAUCAUUGUGAAAAAGAAGGGUUAGUAAAGCUGGACCUGAAUGCAGAUAAACUUGCAAUGAAGAGCCAUGGUGUGCAAGACAAAUUAACUUGUAAAUUUGACAAUACAAAGUCGUUUUUGACACACUAUCUAAAUUCUUUUAGCUCGACAAAUGUUUUGAUAUUUCAAUACUACAACGGACUUAUUCAGACACUUGAAAAGUGUCUUCCACCAGAACAACCUGUUAUAAUUGUUGCAAAGAAACAAAAUGGAAACAUAACAGAAACAUAUUGUCAUCCAAACUGGAAGACGGUAUCAACAGAAGAAAAUAUUUCUGAAGAAAUCAGCUCUUUGCUGGAACAAAUGGCAUUUCUACCAAUGACAAAAACUUUUGAAAAUAUCAAAAGCAUAUUCGAAGAAAGUCACGAACAUAAAGUAUCAACACCAUUGAGUUCAACGAAUGGAAUGUACAGUAGUAAACACAACCUGAGCAAAUUUAUUGACGGAGAAAUUCGCAUUCCAGGCGAUGUCAGCCGAGAAAUGAAUGGAUUUAAAAGGAAACUCGAUGAAAUAAAAGGAAAUGAUCAUACAAAAAUGAAAG